GACGAAGAAAUUCAGGAAAAGGUGAUAAGAGAUGCAUCUGUACUUAGCUCGAAAGAUAUUCUGAAAUUACAGCAAGAAAACAUCCAACUAAAAAAAGACAUGCAAGCAAUGGAAAGUAAACUGAAGUCAAAUAUGAAAAGUAUCAAAACAUUUUGGAGUCCCGAAUUGAAGAAAGAGAAGGCGGCAAAAAUUGAGCAAGAAAAUAAGUUUUUGACCCUUCAUCAACAAUACACAUGUUUAUCUAAAGAAGCUCAGGAACUACAAAGAGCUUUAGAUAGUGAAAAAUUUAAAGUAAGAGAACUUCAAGAUGGCAAAACCUUUCACAAGAACCUGUUCCAAUAAAUAGCAGUGAAACUGUAAAUAGUUUAUUGGAAAGAGUCAAAGAACUUGAGAAUGAAGGCUUGGUAUUAAAACAACUGGUUGAUUCAAAAGAAGUAACAAUAGACAAACUAAAAUAUGAGAUUGAGAGUUUACAAACACAGAAAGAGACAUCACAAAUUCAAGGCCUUCUUGAUGCUCUUUCUAAAGUGACACAUCUUGAAGAAGAUAUUGUUAAACGUGAUCAAACUAUACAAGACUUACAAAAUGAAAUAGACUUAAGCAAAUCACAAGCGCUUUUGAAUAAUGAGCUGCAAGACAUUCUAUCAAUGAAAGAUGAGGAAUUGAAGAAAUCUCGGGCACAUUGUGAUGAACUUAAAGAAGAAUUAUCUGAAUUGACAAAGAGAUCGGAUGAGAAUGCAUCCAAUGAAGAACAAAAAUUCAAAGAGAAAUUAGAGAAGAGAGAAGAAGUGUUUGAAAGUCAUUCUAAGUUCAUGAAAUCAAAGCUGGAGUUAGCAAAAGCAGACUUGUCCAAAAAAGAAGCAGAAUUGACAGCAGUGAAAACGAAACUUGAAACACUAGAGAAACACCAAUCAGAUCUUCAGGAACAUAUUUCUGUUUUACAUAGCUCCAACAAGUCAAAGGAAGAUCAUAUACAGAAUUUACAACAAGAUUUGAAUGACAUUCGAAAACGUUUGGAUGAGAAACACAAAGUUUUGGAUGGCAAAGAAAAAGAAAUUUUGUUGUUGUCUUCUGUUCAAAGUCAAAACAGUGGUGAAGUUGAGGUGCUUAAUACAUUGAUUCAGUCAAAAGAAAAACAGAUUACAUCCUUAAAAGAAAAGUGUGAAACGCUUGAGUUAGAGGUGAUGGAAAAGAAAGAGUUACUUUCAAACAACAAAAAUCAUAUUGCAAAUGUUCAAACUGAAAAUGAUGAAUUACUGUCGACUUUAAAAACGCUGCAGAAAUCCUUGAAAGAUAAAGACGCAAAAAUUGAGAAUCUGGAGCAGAAAAAUGAGAGUAUGUUACAAGACCACGAUAGCAGUCUGCAUAACCAUGAACAAAAGAUGAAAUCUUUGCAAAACCAAAUUCUAACGAAAGAGCUUGAACUCGAAGAAAAAAUGGAAGAAAUAUCAAAAGUAAAAAGUACAAAUGCUGAAGACGAAAGUAGAUUAAACUCUGCAAAAAAAUCAUUACAAGAACGGGAAAAUGAAAUAGAAGACCUAAAAAUGAAAGUUACACGCAAAAAUAAUGAAAUAGAAAGACUAACGAAUGAAUUAUCACGAACUGAAUCGAAUCUCCAACAAUUGCGAGAAGAAAUUGAGAUUUUAUCCAAAAAGACAGAUGAUGAAAAUAAAAGUUUGUUGAAAGAAGUAAACGAAAAGAAAGAGAAAAUUGAAGAAUUAGAUAGGCAAGUAAGAGAACAAGCCAAAAAACUCGCCAAUACUAAACGCAGUCAACAAAUUGAUCGAGAACAUCAUGCUGCUGCCCUAAAUGAAAUAAAACAAGAGAAAGAAGAUAUUAACAUGAAACAAAUUGAAACUAAGAAAGAUCUUGAUGUUAAAACAGAUCGUGUGGCAUUACUGGAAGAAGCUCUUCAAGAAACUGUAAAUAGUGUGUCUGAGAAUGAAAAAUUGCUUCAUGAACAAACUGAAAAGAAUUACGAACUACAAGUUGAAGUAGCAAAUCUUAAAAUUGAAAAUGCCGUAACAAAUACGAAGAAUGCUUCGCUAAUAUUGUCUUUGAGUGAAAGAGAUAUUGCCUUGUCUUACUAUCGCAAUGAUAGAAAAAAAAUGAAGGCCGAAGUCUUGGAAAUGAAACAAAAUGCUCUUCUUGCUACUAUAUCAGAAAAAGACACCAAUAUUGCUAUAUUAGAACAAAAUCCAACAAUACAAGGCGAACAAGAAGUAAGAAAACUGAAGGGAGAAAAAGAUCAUUUAGUAGAUCAACUAAAACAGUUGAAUCAAAAACGUAUACUUAUCGUCAACGAAAGUGAUAAUCUUACUUUGGCUACUGAAUUAUCUCAAGGAUCUAAUGAAACAAUAACGGAGUCAUUGUUAUUGUUGGAUAACAACACAGAAAAGUUAUUCUACUAUAUGAAAAGUUUAUCAGAUUUAAUGAAAGAACAUUACAAUGAAAUCUACACAACUUUACCUCGUGCACCAACAUCUAGAGAAAUCAAAGUUUUAAUGAACGACAACGCCAAUCAUGCGGAGCUUGUGAAAGAAAUUGAACAGCAGGUGUCUUUGAUUCAGGCAGUUCAAGAUUACGUAGAAAUUAUGUUGGAAAGUUUGGAGGAAACGGAAGUUGAUCAAGAAAAAGAGUGAGAAUGGGUGGAAUGUUCGCAUUUUACCCUUAAGUUAUCAGCUCAUAUGGCGAAGUUGUCUUUUUUUGUUGCAAAAUUGACACAUUGUCCCACGUCAUAUCUUUGCGGGGGUUGUAUGUUUUUAUGCUGCUGCCUCGCUGCUGCUUGUCAUACUUAAAAUUUUAUUAAAUUGUCAGGGCGUUUAGUGUUAUUGUGCGAACUCACUUACUGGAGAGAAUAAAUGGCUCAAAAAUUGGCUUUUUCUAAACGAUGCUAGUGUACAGCACAGUCGUGCGCCAUGUUUGUCUUUUGGACAAGCCGCAAUGUUGCGUUUAUCUUUCUCGAGAAUAAAUUUAUAAUCUCUUUUUUUGUAGUGUGAUAGUAACAAAGUUUUUACUCUUAUCAUUGUACAUAAAACUAAAUAUAUAUAUCAAUAUAUCAAUAUAUCAAUAUAUAACUUUAUUUGGUUGGGGUGACGACCCAAUAAUUUGGCGCUACUUUAAAGUGAAACAUGUUUAAACCUAUUUCUUGAUAACAGUGUAUAUUUAAGUUUGAAGUCUUGUCUAGAAAAUUCUUUCAAGUUUCGACAUAUGAUAAAGGAAUUUCAAAGGUCACGAUUAUCAUACCUUUGUAGCUAAUACAUGAUUGAUAUAAAUACCAACAAUUUUUUUCGUUA
This is a messenger RNA of Xenia sp. Carnegie-2017, 3296 nucleotides long. Its product is annotated as ELKS/Rab6-interacting/CAST family member 1-like. The record is from RefSeq and is a predicted model, not a curated record. Gene Ontology annotation, molecular function: structural constituent of presynaptic active zone. Gene Ontology annotation, biological process: regulation of synaptic plasticity; neuromuscular synaptic transmission; maintenance of presynaptic active zone structure. Bases 648 to 2642 code for a protein of 664 amino acids. Gene Ontology annotation, cellular component: cytoskeleton of presynaptic active zone. The transcript is spliced from 13 exons. Lineage: Eukaryota; Metazoa; Cnidaria; Anthozoa; Malacalcyonacea; Xeniidae.